AUGAUUUCUUCAGGUAAGACCGAGAAUCUUUCCAAGGAUAAGGAUAGUAAAGAGAAGCUUUCUAAAGUGACAGAUGAUCAAGGUAAAUCGAAUACAUCUAGCGAAAGCUCAUCCAGUGGAUCUGUAUCAGGGAAUAAUCCGCAGGAUGCAUCACGAAGUGCAUCGAGUGGUGUGUCAGAUGGACCAGCAAGGGUCAAGAGACCCAAGAAAAUAGCGUGUACUGAGUGUCGCCAGCAGAAAGCCCGAUGCGAUGCAUCUGAAAAGGUACCUGGUCCGUGCACCCGGUGUGCCAGGAGAGGGAUUCAGUGUGUGCUCAACUCAGACUACAAGCGAACUUUCAAAAGGGUGCAAAUUGCUCAGAUGGAGAGAGAUUAUGAGAUGAUGAAGCGCAGGCUGCAGUACACUCCAACGUCCAAUGUUUUGAGUACCGCGAGCCAUUCUGCGGACGGUUUGAGAACCAACAAUCCUUCGCUUCUUUCUGAACAGGUGAGAACAUGGAUCGCCUGCAAUGUGGUAUCUCAAAUUAUCGCCACGGCAUUUGGAUUUCCCAGCCUAAACAGACUUGAUUUGCCCGGUAACAUGGAUACCAAUGGGCUACAACUUCCUAAGGAGCUUAAACAGAUGUUUGCCAUUCAGAGGUUUGAAUCUCAAGCGGCUCAGACUCUUAAUAGCAAUUCAUUUGAUCCGCUGAUGCUUGUUGGAGCCCAGGAAAGAUUUCCCUUACUCAGACUCUUGGAGACCGAAUUGGAUCAAUUAGAAAUGCGAUUGAACACUAAAGGGGAUGAUGGCCAAAUGGACAGUGGCUCCUUGGAUGAUUUUAGACUGCUCUCUUUACUUGCUGCCAAAUUGCACUUACUAACGUACUACUUUUUGGACACUGAUAAGGUUCCAGGCUACGAUCUCAAAAAGGGCCUUUUUAAAGCAUACGACGCUGCUGUCCAAUAUAUCGCGCAUUUUAGAGAAUCACAGAAGAGAAACCCGUUAUUCGCCAAGAAUUCACCUUCAGUUUAUACUCUGACAAUUUGGCAGGCAGCAUGUAUUGUGGCCAGACUUAUUCAUUCUCCUUACAUGUCUCUGCUGGAUGUCUCGGAUGGUCGCAAAAUCUAUCUGGAUGCAGUUUAUUUGGCUCAUCAUGCUUCUGUUAUCAAGCAUGAUAUGCCUUAUAGAGCUUCUGGGAUUAUGAGGUCGAUGUGGGCUUUAUUCAAGACCCUCUGCGAGCAAAACUCCAUAUCCCCCAAUGUAAUAGUGAGAUCUAGGAUGAGUGCCAGUGUGUUUUUCGACUCUUUGUGGAUUGUCAGGCAGAAAUGUGGAAUGGUUAAACUUAGGCCUGAACGUGUAGAAGAUCAGGUGAUAGCUUCCGAUGGAAACGAUGAUGAUGAUGAGGACGACGACGACGAUGAAGAAGAAGACGGAAAAGGAAAUAAAAGUGCCGAUAAGAGGAAAGUUAGGAUGCAGAGAUCGCUUUCAAGCACGCUACACCCGGAAUCUGAUGCCCGUAAGAUUAUUAGUACGAUUCCACUAGACCCACAGCCGAUUUCUCUUAGUGAUAGAGGUGAAAGUGGAAGUAGCUCACAUAGCUCGCCAUUUAUUUAUAGAUCUCCUAGAGAGAAGAGGCGGUUGGUAGACGGAAGUAAUAACGAGGCGAGUGGAGUGUCUGAAGUAACGACUCCUAUUUCAAAUAUUCAAAAAAGCAGGUUGCAGAAUAGUGAGAGCACUGAUAAUACCAAGACAGAAGAGGAAACGCCGGUAUUCUCACUAGAUUCAUGGGAUCUUGCGAAGGAUAUUGAUUCGGAACUGUUGUUCAAGGAUAUUGACAAUGUGAUGAACAAUUUCGGAUUUCAUGCGGAAUGA
Messenger RNA from Brettanomyces nanus, 1851 nucleotides. RefSeq lists its product as uncharacterized. The record is from RefSeq and is a predicted model, not a curated record. Bases 1 to 1851 code for a protein of 616 amino acids. The transcript has 3 exons. Lineage: Eukaryota; Fungi; Ascomycota; Pichiomycetes; Pichiales; Pichiaceae. Gene Ontology annotation, molecular function: transcription cis-regulatory region binding; zinc ion binding; DNA-binding transcription factor activity, RNA polymerase II-specific. Gene Ontology annotation, cellular component: nucleus. Gene Ontology annotation, biological process: regulation of DNA-templated transcription.